UGCUGCACAGAAAAUGAAGCGGCAGCAGCAGCUGUCAUCUGUCAGCAACUGCCAUCCGUGCAGUUUCUUCCACUUCCACAAUUUCCAUCAGCCUUUAAUGACCCGACCGUCCGUGGAAAAGUAGGCACGAGUCGUUUAAACACCGGCUGGACAUCCUCUGCCCUCGGUGACUGAUCGCCUAGUGAGCAGAGAUGGCGAAGAAGAGUUCAACCAGAAAGUCUCUGAAAAGUUUGUUCUCCAAGAGCGAAGCUAGCCUGAGCGAGUCGGCGGAGAAGGAUGUGAGCAAAACCGAGGGGGAGAAGAAGAAGUUUAAGUUCUUGAAGCUCAAGACAAAGUCGAAGAGCGGCUCUGUCUCCGAGAAGUCAGCUAAUGAGAACCAGCAGGUGCUCAGCCUCAGUGCUACUGAGCCCAAUAACACUGCUGAGGAUGGAGAGGCCUGGGCUGACAACAUUGUCUCUGACAAGAAGAGGUCUUCUCUCUAUGCCACCGCACCCAGGUCAAAGGACAAAGAAUUAAGCUACUCAGAGUUGGACCUCCGUAAGCCCAAGAGGUUUGCUACCUUUUCCUUUGGUCUUAGAAAGAAGAAGAAGAAAGGAUGAAGAUAUUAUCUCUAAGAGCACUUUUGGCCUUCAUAACCCAGGCAUUGAAGAGCAAGAAGAGACCCCUCUGGACCUCAGUCAGAUGGAGUUGGAUCAGGCUGACAUGAAGAGGCUCAGUAUGUCUCAACCGGAACUUGACACCAGUGGUACAUUUGACAUCCCCUCUCCUCCACCUGUGGCCACAAACCAAUCAGAACCAUACUUCACUAUCCCUAACCAGUCACAGUUAUCUGUCACUAUAAACACCCAGCCAGAAUCAAAGGAGCCUCUGACGAACAGCACUGAUAUUUCGAAUGUGCACAGGGAAACGCCAAAAGCACCGAUUGCUGCCAUUCCUGAGCUCCAGCUAGAUGAUGAAGAGAGUGAACCUUCCUGUUCGUGAUAACUCAUUCAAAAAUGACGCCACAUUACCUGCUCCUACAAUUCACACUGAAAGUAUCUCUGUUGUUGAUACCCAGACUACACCCAGCCUUCCAGCUAGCCAGCCUCCAAUCAUGCUUGACACCUCGGAUCACAAAGCAUCAGUUGUCGAGUCAGUCAGCGCAUGCGACGGCCCUCGUGAUAACGAUAUCUUCCAGCAGUCUUACACAAAAACAGAAAUCACUCGUACCGAGUCCACCAGUGUUACAUUAGCACAUCAUCAACCUGAUGCCCCUGACAUGGCUGACAGUACAACUCCAAGUGGUGAGCCCUUCCUGACAAGUGUUGAUUCCAAAACUGACACUAGAAUUAUAAAGUCAACCCCCGUUCCUCGCGAUGACAAUGACAACACUGCUCUGAGCAAAGUUUCUGCUUGCGCUGAGAGAUCUAUUCCUGAACCUGCCAAGAGUGUCACCAAAACCUUGGCUGUUAGCAGUGAUAAGAGCACUCAUCCCUACAGUCAAGAUGCAGUUUAUGGAGCGUUGUACGAGUCACUUUUCCCCCAGAGUUUUACCUCUGAGAUCAUGUCAUCCCUUUCAAACCCUCCACCUCAAAUCCGUACGGAGAUAAGACAUCUGAGCCCCAAAUCAGAGCCUGUCAUGGUUAAAACCCUUAAUGAACUUCACACAGAAACUAAUGUUAUACACUCUCGCCUGUCAUCUGACUUUGCUGCUCGCAGAAUGGAUGAUGCAGGAAGUAGUGAUACCAACAUGAAUGCCAACUUCACGGUGGUUUCUUCAAAUGAGAGCUCCAGAUUUACCUCUUACCAAAGUUCUGCUACUACUGAUCUUCAAACAGACACAGACACACGCCACAGUUAUCAUCCUUCCUCUCUCAGUUCAGCUGCUCAACAAGCUGAUAAAGAUAUUCCUUACUCAGAGCUGACCUGCACUGAUUCAGAGAUGAAAUCAGACAGCUUUAGCUGCAUUCAUGAUACUGUUAGGUCAGUCCCCAUGAUUCAAAACUCCACCCCUUCCAUUCCUGACUGUGUAACAUCCCAAGGGACAGAUACUCAGGUUACUGACUCCAAACGGAGAGUGAUCCUGGUCAAAGAGUUAGUCACAGAUGAGGGGAGCGCUGAUUCUGGCUGUCCCUCUCCUGUCCCUGAUAAAAUGAGUGCAAAAGCUAAAAAUCUUGAGCUAAACAUCGAAACGACAGAGAGCUUUUACACUGCUUCUGCUGGCUCCGGACAGACAGACGGGCCUUUAAGCCCAGCAUAUCUCAGCGUGGGAUCAGAUGAUGGCAGUGCCAUGGAGAUCUACUACAGCGCAGAAGAGGACAAUGCAGAGGAGAGCGAGGAAGAGGAGAUGUACACUGUGGAUGAAAGAGAAGAAGUUUGUGUGGUAGAUGGCAUGAAAGAGGUAGAGUGGGGGGAGAUUGCAGAGAGAGAAGGGAGCAAGAAAGAUGAGAGAGAUUUUAGGGUGGUAAUUGUUAAAAUGCACAGUGAAGAAGGCAACAUGGGCAGUGAAGAAAAGAAAGAGGAUCUCCAUAGACAAACUGAAGUGCAGCAACAGCUAACAGGUCAGGGGGAAGAAGCUCGGGUGCAUGAAACUGAAAAGGCUGAGUUUUUUGUAAGCAAUGAUGCAAAGAGUCAGGAUAAAGAAGUAGCAACCACAGCCUUGCCACAGGUGAAAGAAGAGGAGGAGGAGGGGAGAAAGGAGGAGUUACUGGCCACACCGGUUCAGCAGGUGAACACACUGAUGGUAUGCAAGGUUACUCCGCCCUCCGGUGAGCCGCAUGGGCAGGGGGAGGGGUCGAAGGGAAACUGGAACGAGGACUUUGAAACAGAAGACCACCUUAAUGGAGCCAAGAAACUCCCAAGCCACGAGAUACAAUAUCUGGCCCACAAAGACAGCAGGAGCUCUGAAUAUAUACAUGCUGCUUCCAGUAACACAAGAGAGGAAGAUGCAAUCACUCCCACAUUUGGAGAGGCAGAAGAGCAAGUUUCACUGACUGCAGACAAGAGAGAAGGAGUGAGCAAAGAAAGCUUAGAAACCAACAGUAAGGCUACAACAAGUGUGGUCACAGGUACUUCUGCUGGAGCAGAGGUUGUCACAGGUGUUUUAACACAGACCACUGAGCUGCAAUCAGGUGCCACAGAGAUUGAACACAAUAGGGCUCCGCAGAGUAGUGAGUGGGUGGAUCCAAUUACUCACAGUACGGACAGAAACAGGACGGUUCAAGAACAGGUGGCAGUCGAGCUGUCAGCCUUGAACGCAGGCACACACCAUCCUGAUACAGAACCUGCAGAGGCGCUCUCAGAGACACAGGAGCAUCCGGCAGAGGCCCAGCCUGACCUGAUUAAGGGGUCCCAGGUCACAGCUUCAAGGACCGACACAGCAGCUUUAGAAGUCUCUGCCUCAGAAAGUCAGCAGACAGAAGCCGACCAGGAAUUGGCUGACAAAAUGAAUUCAGGCUACAGCAGCCUGAGCACUAAACUGACCAUAAAGAACUCUCCCCCUAGAGAGGAUGAAUCCAAAAAUCGUUUCCGUAAAGUAUCUCUGAUCAGUGAGGAGGAUAGCCUCAGCCAGGAUACAGUGGACUUUAGCAAAACAAGCCAACCCACUGUUACUGAGUCAAAUGGAACAGAUGUCAGCCCAGAGUACAGAUGGAGAAAUAGAUUUGAGGGGGUUUCACAGUAUAAACUAGACAGAACAGAGGAUUCCUCUUUGUCUGACUCUCUGAGAUACAGAGUGUCUGACACCUACUACAGUACCUCCUCAUUGUCCUCCUCCACAGCUCUUCCCGAGGCCAGCGCAUACAAACGUCUCAGCAACACGUUUUCCUCCUCCUCCUCUUCCCCUCCUCCGGAGGAACGCUUUACCCUUAGCAACAGGCUGAGUGACAGGACCGAAGUUUAUUUGAGCCAUGAGAGCGAGCCUGCGGGAGAGCCAAAAGAUGAGUGGAGGAGGAGCUUUGUGGAGCAGGAGGGGCCCGCUGCACCUGCAGGUGAAAAAGAGGGACAGAGAGAGGGAGAGGCAGAGUCAGAGAGGACAAAGUCACGCUGGGACUCACAGCAGUUUCCUGUGUGCGGCUUCUCCUCUGCACUUAAAACCAGCCACACCGACAGUUUCAAAGAGGACGACGACGAGGAGUCAUCUCAGUUUACUGGAGUGUUCAAAGCCACGCUCGUGGAGCUGGUCUCCGACCCCGCGGCACCCCCCUCCACACCCCCUGCCUCCCCUGACGAAGACUCCUCAAACCAGUUCGACAUGGAUAGCCUGGUGGAUACCCUGAAGAGCAUGGGACCUUCCCUGAGGCCCAGGAGCAUGGGCCCGCGUCCCUCUCCUCAGGUCCUCCUUUCCUCCCUGCCUCCCAUCGUUGAGGAUGCUCCCAGUCCGGUCACCCCUGAUGUCCCAGCCUCCCUCACCAGUCUUGCAAAAAAGAUGGACACAACAGACGGUUCUUCUGAGUCCCUCAAUGGAAUUUACUCUCUGCCUCCUGACUUGGGACUGAAGAGAAGCUCACAAAGAGACACUCGUUCACCACUGGAACUGAUGAAGCAGAGCCAGCAGGACCAGCAGCUGGAGUCUGGAACAAGAGGCCUGAACAUGCCUCUGAGAGCAUCUGCCACCAACAGUAUUGUAAUGAGAACAUCCUCUGACUCUUCCCCUGAGGACUUAAAAUCCCCACUGCUUAAUGGAAACGGAGUGCCUCUGUCUCCCAACACAGGCUCUCGGCUAGACAACAGUGUCAUCUUUGGAAGCUACAGGUCAUCAUCCAUAGAUCAGAAUGGGGAAAAUGGAAAGGCCCAUCGCCCACUCUUCCGCACCAGCUCGCUUCCAGAAACAGGGCCUUUGAGUGAUCGCAUGAGCGUAGGACCAAAGGAGCUUGGCGAACCUGGUACUGGGAAGGAACCACCGGGGUCCCGCUUUGAUCGUUUCUCCUUCCUUUUGAACUCCUCGUCGGGUUCCUUGACCGGAGCGGAAGACCCCAACGCUCGUAUGAGUCGGCCUCCGCCGCUUGGCAUCAGUUCACCACCCUCCAGUAACAGUCCCACCCGCCUCCUCAGCCCCACUGGCUCCAUAGACCUCCAAAGGCCGCACAUCACCCCAGACUCCCCCUUAUCUUUGUUUGGCCAGUCACAGGGGAUGGGGAUGGGGAUGGGCGUAGGUACUGGGACCCUGGGCACUCCCAUCCUGCAGAGGAGCUUCAGUAGUGAUGGCACCAUGGGGGUCCAGCAGACUUCAUUGUUCAACAGUGUGCAUGGAGGGUCUCAGUUCCAGAGCAAAGAACCUGAACCUGACAGGAAUUUAAUAUCGAAAUACAGAGCCUUCCCAGAUGCCUAUCUCACUAAAGAGAAGGAGCAUGGGAAGCUCAAUCCUCGUCCUGGAAAGAUGUACAUUUUUGACCGACCGGGGAUGUGCGGCCAGAGGAUCGAGGUGCGCAGUGACGUCAUCGAUGCUACGCCCUGGGAGCUGCAGGAGACCAUCUCCAUCAGGGUCGUCAGAGGAGGAUGGGUGCUAUAUGAGAAACCCAACUUCAAAGGGGAGAAAAUUGCUCUGGACGAGGGAGACAUAGAGAUCACCUACCCCUUCAACACUCCAGAGGAGCAGCUGCAGAACGGACAAAAGGAGGGUGAACAGCAAGCAGAGCAGAAUGGAGAGACAAAUGAUGAGCAGACACAGACUAAGCCACCCAGGAGGUUCAUCAUCGGAUCUGUACGCAGAGCCGUCAGGGACUACAGCGUCCCAGAAAUCAGUCUUUUCCCAGAAGAAAAUGCUGAGGGGAAGAAGGUCAUCUUCAGAGAUACUUCAGAAGAUGCCAGGAUUUUCGGCUUCCCCAUUAAAGCCAACUCUAUCAUCAUUAAUGCUGGACUGUGGCUUGUGUACGCACAGCCCUUCUUCCAGGGUGUACCACGUGUCCUGGAGGUGGGGGGUUACUCCAAUCCUGCAGCAUGGGGGGUGGAACAGCCUUAUGUGGGGUCAUUGCAUCCACUCAAAGUAGGUGAGCCACGAGUGGAAAAUAUCAGUGAACCAAAGAUGGUGAUCUAUGACAAGCCUUACUUCACUGGGAAAAUGAGGACCAUAACCACCAACAUGAGAGAUUUCAUGACUAGAACAGACAGGCAGCAGACUGCCUUUAUGUACAGUGUGGGUUCCCUUAAAGUACUGGGAGGAAUCUGGGUGGGCUAUGAGAAGGAGGGCUUCCGAGGUCAUCAGUACCUGCUGGAGGAGGGAGAGUACCACGACUGGAGGGUGUGGGGAGGCUGUGAUGCUGAGCUGCGCUCUGUCAGAGUGAUACGAGCAGACCUGACAGACCCCUUGAUGAUGAUGUUCGAACAACCAGAAGAAGAGGAUGGCAUGCAGGAGGAGAACACCUUCGAGGUGACUGAGGCCAUCCCUGAUGUUGAGCUGUUUGGAUACAAAACCUCCACACGCUCCAUCCAAGUACUCAGUGGGGCGUGGAUUGCCUACUCUCACGUGGACUUCUCUGGGAACCAGUACAUCUUAGAGAAAGGUUUCUACAAUAACUGCGCUGACUGGGGCUCUCAGGACACUCGCAUCUGUUCAGUGCAGCCCAUCCUACUGGCUCCAAGUGACACCUCAAGGACCAGAGAUGAGAUAAUACUAUACUGUGAGCCAGGUUUCCAGGGCGAGUGUCACAUCUUUGACCACAACCAGGAUUCAAUUUCAGGAAAAUAUGCAACCAAGUCCUGCCGAGUGGUGGGCGGAAGUUGGGUGCUGUACGAGAAUGAACAGUACUCUGGGAACUUGUAUGUUUUGUCUGAAGGAGACUACCCCAAUUUAACAAGCAUGGGCUGCCCCCCCGGCUGCACCAUCCGCUCUGCCAAGGUCGUACCAAAGACAUUCUCAGUUCCCUCCAUCUCUCUGUUUGGCCUUGAGGGUCUGGAGGGCAGAGAGAUCACUACAGAGUCAGAGAUACUCAGCAUGACUGAGGAGGGCUUCAACGACCACAUCCUGUCUGUCAGAGUCAACAGCGGAUAUUGGGUGAUAUGUGAACACAGCAACUACAGGGGGCGCCAGUUCCUUCUGGAGCCGAUUGAAAUCACCAACUGGCCCAAGUUUACCUCACUAAAUACUAUUGGCUCGAUGUAUCCAGUCAGACAGAGGCGCCACUUCUUCCGCAUCAAGAACAAAGAGAGCGGCUUCUUCAUGUCCGUCCAGGGCGGCGUGGAGGAGAUGAAGUCGGGACGAGUGGUGGUGACAGCCGAGGUGGAGCCGAUGAGCGACAUCUGGUUCUAUCAGGAUGGCUUAAUCAAGAACAAGUUGUCCCCAACCAUGAGCCUUCAGGUGAUGGGCAACAUAGAGCCAGCAGCCAAGGUGGUUUUGUGGUCUGAGACUCGGCAGCCUAUCCAGACCUGGACAGCCCAGAUGAGAGGUCUCAUUACCAGCCUUACUUUCCCUGGCAUGGUCCUGGAUGUCAAAGGUGGCAAAACUUACGACAAGGAGCAUGUGGUGAUCAUGCCGGAGAAUGAGGAGAGGCCGAGCCAACAGUGGGAGACAGAGUUGCUAUAAAACCUCAUGUUCUUCUUUGCUCAGCUUUCCUAUGCAGUGCAUCAACAGUGCUUUUCUUUAUGUUUCCAGAACAUUCUGGGACCCAACUGCUGCCACUGCCUUAUGAUGUAAUUUAUUUCAGUGCCUGUAAUUUGUUUCUGAACUCCAUGAUCUAUGUAGUGUGAACAUUGCAAUAGUACACAUUUAAUUAAGCAAAAGCUGCAUCAGAUAGUUUAGUGCUUUGCAGAGUUUGUUUGUAUUCACAUCAUGAAAUGAUCCCAUUCUCUGUGAGUCAGAUAAUGAUUUUGUGUAUGCAGAGAACUGUCUGUGCCUUGACCUGAUGCAGCGACUGGUGACAUGAGUUGAAAUGUGAGAUUAAAUGUAUUUUUGAGGACGUACUGAGCCACUGUGUACAAACCCAGCACAGACCGACCCAUUCUCUUGCAUCCAGUGAUCAAGGGUAUGGUUUGACCUAUCUUGCGACUUUGACCUUCAUGUGAUCAUUUGUUAACAAUUUGUGUAUUCAAACUAGUAUCUCCCUGUUUGUAUGAUUCCAGGCUCAUGCAAAUUUCCUGGCUGUAGAAGCACCCGUGAUUGAUGCUUUUAUAACUUUGUUUACAAUGGAGCAAACCAAGUCUUUAUUGCCUCUGGACAUUUUUUAGCAUUAGUGGCAACUAAUGCUUCAUACAGAUAGAGGAUGAAUGAGGCCAAAAGAAUGUGUAGUGUGCAAGAGAUGUAUGUUAUGCUUUUUAAAGAUAUAUAUAUAUAUCACUGUUUAUUUUGUGGGAAAUAUUACAUAUACAGUAUAUCACAUUGCAUUCUCCAGUGCAAUGGAAUGGGUUAUACAUUAUGUGUCCAGUUUCUGUCAAGUUACUCUUAUUUCUUGUUGUUAUUUUUUGUUAAACUGUUACAUAAAAAUCUGUGUUACCUGCA
Messenger RNA from Lates calcarifer (barramundi perch), 8410 nucleotides. RefSeq names its product crystallin beta-gamma domain containing 2 (gene crybg2). The record is from RefSeq and is a predicted model, not a curated record. Bases 950 to 7498 code for a protein of 2182 amino acids. The transcript is spliced from 24 exons. Lineage: Eukaryota; Metazoa; Chordata; Actinopteri; Centropomidae.